This is a messenger RNA of Capsicum annuum, 812 nucleotides long. RefSeq lists its product as uncharacterized. Lineage: Eukaryota; Viridiplantae; Streptophyta; Magnoliopsida; Solanales; Solanaceae. The record is from RefSeq and is a predicted model, not a curated record. Gene Ontology annotation, cellular component: mitochondrion; respiratory chain complex IV. Bases 242 to 550 code for a protein of 102 amino acids. The transcript has 5 exons.
GCUGAGUAUCGUUCACCAGGCCGUUUCCAAUGGACUAACCAAUUUUCACCCAAGGGGCUAAAAUUGAACAAAAUAUAAAUCUAUAGUUGGGCUUGCAAAAAAAUUUCAAAUAGCCCAUUUUAUUUGGGCUAGUAAUAAACAUAUCACAUAGACCCAAAAAUUAAAACUUGUUUUAUUUUGCCUUCUCUAACUAUAUUUGCUUUGCUUCUUUGUUUAGCUUCCAUUUUUUUUUUUGGUGGCAAUGGCAUUGGAAGCUUACAGUACAUCACAAAAUACUGAUAAAAUUCAUACAGAUGUUCUCUCACAAGCUAGAACUUCUUGUUACAAGGCAAGAGAUGCAUUUUAUUCAUGCAUGGAGAAAGAAUCCAGCAAGAAACCUACAGAAAUCGCGACAGUUGGUCUUUUAUACCCUGUCGAAUGCAAGAAAACCAGGGAGGAAUAUGUGAAGCAAUGUCGACCUACUUGGGUUAAGCAUUUUGAUAGGCAGUAUUGUGCUAAGAAGAGGGUUCAGAGACUUUUGGAUGAUACUGAGUCGAGGAGAGGGGUUUAAAGCUCGACUUUUACGGAAGAUGAUAGUGCAUAACUCAUUGUCGUGAGUGAAAAUAAGUGUAACGUGGAGUUUCCAUCUUGCCUUCCGAACAUGAGUUUAACUUCGAUAGUUAUACAGUUUCUUGAGAUGAAGUGUUUUUCUGAUACUCUUCGAUUUAUUAGACUGAAUGGUACUGAUAAUCUGGGUAAGUAUAGCUUCUAUCUGCGUAUAUCUUUUAUAUAUUCCACAGAAUGAAUAUUGGAUACAGUACUUUUUUUACGAA